CUUGGUCUGGUGGAAGAAGGGGGACCCGGAGAAAAGGCAGCGCUACCGCUGUAACACAGGGCAGAGGUUAAAUCUGUUGGCAUUUUUAUCGCAAGUAUGGUCACUGCAUACCCUCUCCCCGAAGGCUUCACCGAAUUAGAGGUGUUCGCCAUCGGCACAGCCCUGCUGAUAGAAGCCCUGCUCGGUUUCUGUCUGAAUGGCUUGACAAUUCUUUCUUUCCGAAAAAUCAAAGAACUCCGAACACCCAGCAAUCUGCUGGUUCUCAGCGUUGCACUGGCCGACUGUGGGAUCUGUAUCAACGCAUUCAUUGCUGCCUUUUCCAGCUUCCUAAGAUACUGGCCCUACGGCUCUAAUGGCUGUCAAAUUCAUGGAUUCCAGGGCUUCUUGACAGCACUAGCCAGCAUUAGCUCCAGCGCUGCAGUCGCCUGGGACCGGUAUCAUCACUACUGUACAAGGAGCAAGAUGCAGUGGAGCACCGCCAUCUCCAUGACAGUGUUUGCAUGGCUGUUUGCUGCCUUUUGGUCCGUGAUGCCCUUGCUGGGAUGGGGGCAAUAUGACUACGAACCCCUCCGAACCUGCUGCACCCUGGACUACAGCAAAGGGGACAGAAGCUAUAUCACAUUCCUUUUUGCGCUGUCCAUUUUCAAUUUCCUGAUCCCGGGCUUCAUCAUGCUCUCAGCCUAUCAGUCCAUACACCAGAAGUUCAAGAAGAGUGGGCACUAUAAGUUUAAUACUGGUUUACCGUUGAAGACGCUGGUCAUUUGCUGGGGUCCCUAUUGCCUUUUAUGCUUCUACGCAGCAGUUGAAAACGUGAUGUUCAUUUCACCAAAAUACCGCAUGAUUCCUGCCGUUGUUGCCAAGACUGUGCCAACAGUGGAUGCCUUUGUGUAUGCCCUUGGGAAUGAGAACUACAGAGGAGGAAUAUGGCAGUUCCUUACAGGACAGAAGGUUGAGAAAGCAGAGGUUGAUAACAAAACUAAAUAACCCAUUAUGGCAUUACGCAAAAUUAAUGCAGGUACAUCACUGAAAGCAAAACGCUAGAGGAAACUGUGUGCAUUCUCCGAUACGUACGUGCAAAGAUGGUUCCACAUUGGGAAGGGCGUGCAUUGGCUACAAGCAACAAAGUACUGAAAGGAAGCCCUCCAGAUAACUGUCCAAACCAUCACGAGCUGCUUGUCAAACAA
Messenger RNA from Opisthocomus hoazin, 1184 nucleotides. It is a transcript of the gene RGR, whose product is annotated as retinal G protein coupled receptor. Gene Ontology annotation, biological process: G protein-coupled receptor signaling pathway; visual perception; phototransduction. Gene Ontology annotation, cellular component: membrane. Gene Ontology annotation, molecular function: G protein-coupled receptor activity. The record is from RefSeq and is a predicted model, not a curated record. NCBI's taxonomy places the organism in Eukaryota, Metazoa, Chordata, Aves, Opisthocomiformes, Opisthocomidae.